AUGAAAGAGAACUUUACUGGUAUUGCACAGCCGGCAAUUGUGGAUAUAGUUCUUCUAGAAGCUAUGGAGAUGUGGACAGAAGCAGUUAUGCAACACGAUGGUCCCAAACAGAAAGUUAUCAUGUGAUGCACUUAUCCAGUGAUAAACCUUUUCAUCUCAGGUAAACUAGACACUAACCAAAAAUAACUUACUUAGUUUUCUAAAACAUUUUAUCAUAGAAGUUAGAGAAUUCUAAUGUUUUUAAAGUUAAAGCUUAACUUUUUAAAGGAAAUCUAUUUGUUUAUUUUUAUUUAUUUAUUUAAUUUCAUUAAAGUGUAUACAGAUGAUAUCAUAGAACAUAAUUUUAAAUAGAUUUAAAUAAUAUUAUGCUCAGUAAAAUAUUGAUUAUUUUUUUAUAUAUUUUAUUUUUAUUAUUUUUAUAUUUGUUAUUAUUUAUUAUACUUCAUAAUAUAUGCUAUUAUUAUUUCAAUAACAAAAAUACUUAGGAAAUAAAAAUAAUGAAAAAAUAUAACAAAUAAAUAACAUCAAAUAAAAUAGUAAAUGAAAAUGAAAUGUGUGUGCUUCUUCAUAAUGUUUAGAAAUGGGGGUAUGUUUUUUUGUAUUAAUGAUAAAAUUUUCUUUAUUGAUAUAUGUUGCAAGAUAUAUUCUCUUCAAUUGUAUAAAUUUACUGACACAUUGUAUCACUUACAAUGUAGAAUCAUGUUGUGUUUUCUGUAAAUUUAGUUUGAUUGCACAUGUGUCUGUGUGUCUAGCAAUUAUAAUUUUAAGGUGUUAACACUUUACCAAUUUAAUAAUUGCAGAUACUUUGUAUCCAUGUAGAUACAAAAAAAAUGUAAAUAAAAAUAAAAAUUGAUCUAUAAAAAAUAAAAAAAUAAAAACAUUUUAACACAACCACUAGCUAACUUUAGCUAUAGAUAUAGACAGACAGAUGGACGGACGCACAAGCAGACAGACACUCAGAUGGACUAAUAGAUGGGUGGAUGGAUGGAUGGAUAAAUGGACAGUCAGCAAAUUUAUUCUUUAGAUUUUUUUAAUAUGUAACAAACAUAUUGUGUGUUUUGUUUCCAGUGCUGACAGUUGUUGCUGGAUCUAUAAUAUCUUUAACCAUAAUGGAUGGCGUCUCCAAACUGUUGUGGAUUUGGGAACCCGAUCUGACACGUCCAAACCUAACAACUCACCGGUGACCGCAAUAAUACCCAUCAUUAGGUACUACAUCUUUGAGUGCAGUUCGAUUGACAAAUAGGAGCAUGGCGAUACAUCUUUCAUACUGGUGAAAGAAAUGACUGUCUAUCACUGGUAAAGUUAUAAAGUAACAAAGUAUGUAUGCUGAUGGACCCAAAGUAACUCAUAGAUGGGUUUUAUUUUUUAGAUAUCUGGCAUGACAAAACAAGUGUCGCUAGACUGACCAUAGAAGGAAUGCUCAUACAGAUUUCGAAUUGCCUGAGUUGAAUAAUCACUGUAAUAUUUCAUACUUAGUGCAGAACUCGUGUUAGGGAUUUAUUUUGGGUUGGGAAUUAGGUAGAAUCCUAGAGCUAUGAAAAAUUCCCAUGUCAGACGGCUAAAACCCAUAGAUAAUUUGUAGCCAAAUAUGAGUUGGCAGUGUUCCCACUCCUGAACAGAUGCACCUUAGCUGCCUUCUGUAUGUAAGAUGUCUGAAAUCAAGCUCAGCCGACCUGAUCAAACAACGUGACUAGCUACUAACUAUUACAAAAGUAGAAAUACUACACCAAAUACGGAACAAUGUAGAAUAGUAAAGAAGUUCUACGUCCGGAACAUUCUAAAAAACAGAAAUUAAAUACAUAGUGCAAACCGUAAAAAAAAAAAUAGACACCAGGUCCCUACGAUAGGAUAAAACUCACACGACCCAAAAUACCAAUACUAGGUGGCAGGACAGAUGGCGCAUAAGCCUCAACCCCAAAAAGUCACCACAUCCCCACAACAACUGCAACGCAAUUUCUAGCCUGGCAUUCACCAAUACCAACAAAGGCAACCCGAUAUAACCCACCAGACAACUAUUUAAAAAUGUGCAUUUUAGGUUAUAACCAAACGUAUGGACAUACGUGAAGUGCUGACUUAACCCUAUGCUGUUGUGGCAUUAUCAGAAAUGUCUGUACCACUGUUAUUGCACCGAAAAUAAAGAUUUAAAAAAAAACCCUCACACGAUAUAGAGCCAUACCAGGCUCUAUAUAAAGGGCUCCAAGGUGUCUAUACCGGCUAGGAUGAUAUUCUAGAAGGAGAGCAGCAGGAAACAGUCAGUUAAAAUAUAACAAAUUUAUUAGGGUACAAAAUAAAAUUAAGUAAAAACGGACAAAAUUGGCAGUGGUAUAUAAACAAAGGCAUCUAGGCUAAAAUCAUCACAGCAUAACAAAUGUAUAAAAAGUCCCAAAAAGGAAACAGCAGAUGCGUUUCAACUCCAGCUAGAGUCUUCCUCUGUGCUGUGUUGCUCUCUCCAAUGUCCGAAUAAAUAGUUACUGUUGUGAUCAGUGUUCAAUUCAACACGGCUGUACUACUUCCUAUUUCCGGCGCGAUGGGCAUGUGUCAUAAUGCCGUGCCUGUCAUGUGACACGAGCACGGCUGUAGCCACAUCACUUACGGAUUUUCAUUUCGGCAUUUAAGGGCAAAGUUGACACAAAGUCUCCUAUCAAAUGAGGGCAAGAAAAGUCCUCGAAAUGUAAAUAAAAAAACAUAAAUUGCAUCCAAUUCAGAUAUAAGAGACAGACUCAUUAUAUAUAACAGAAAUAAAAAAUUAAAAAGACCAAUUGAAUAGAAACACGAGUCUGACAGUAAUAACGAGGAGGUGGAGGAUAAAAAUAAAGGAACAGUGCAUCAAAAACGCACUAAAAGUUUGUAAAAAAAAAUAGAUAACUAAAAUGAUAGAUAUAUAAAAAACUCUACAAAAAGUGAAUAAAUUUAAAAUCUAAAUUAAGCCUUUUAGGUGCUAAAGAAUCUAGCAUAAAUAUCCAUUUACUUUCGAUUUUGCACAAUUCCUUAAAGUUAUCCUCACCAGUUAAAGGUUUUUAAAAAAUAACCAUAAAACUUAGAUAAGAAGGGUCCUUAUUAUGACACUCUAAAAAAUGGGCAGACACACUAUGCGUGGUGUAUCCCCUCUGUAUGUUACCCAUGUGUUCUGCAAUACGGGUCUUAAGAUUCCUGGUAGUCAUCCCUACGUAUUGCAGCCCACACGGGCACCAGAGGAGAUACACCACAUUGGAAGAAUGACAAGUUAAAAUGUCUUUAGUAAAAAAACACUUUCUCCCGUUGCCUUAGAUUUAAAGGAUGUUCUGGUUUCUUUAGGAAAACUAGAUUUUUUGCAAAUGGAGCAUAUUUUACAAGGAUAAAAGCCGUUUUUUUUUUUUUUUGUUUUUUUUUUUAUUAAAAGAGAACAUAGUUUUAGCUGGUUUAUUAAAACUCCUGACCAAGUCCCCUUUAAUACUCUUUGCACCCCGAUAGAUAACAUUGGGUUGGUUACCAAUAAUGCCAAUGAGGUCUUGAUCGUGUUUUAAGAGGUGCAAGAAUUUAUUUAAAAUGUGUUUUAAUCUGUCUCGAUUGACUAUUAUAGUCUAAAAUAAUAGGGAUACCUCUUAGGACAAAUUUAUUUUUGUUCUUAUUCUUCAAGUCAUUCUUCUUAUUACUUUUAUAUUCCAAAAUUUGAUUCCUACCUAAAUUACUGACCUCCUGUAAUUGCUUUUCUAAAAAUGUGUAAUCAUAGUUUUUAGCUGAAAACUGGUCAUUUAAUUAGCUGGUAAGACAAAUUCAUCCAUAUUACUGCAAUUUCUUAAAAUUCUUAAAAAUUGGGCCUUAUGCAUGUUAUGUACCAAGCUGCAUAGUGACAGCUGUUAAUAUCUAUAAAACUAUUUACAUCCACUCUGUCUCUCUUCACUCUUGGGCGCUGAGUAAGCUGGGAGGAAGUGAGAGGCCAUCACUUCCUCCCAGCAUUAGUUGCGGCUGACAUUUUGAAAGGGGCUUUUACACAACCACAGCGCUGACCGGGUCCCUGAAGAUAUAGGCCCUAAGUGCAUGGGACACCUGAUGGGCCCCAUCAGCGUGUGGGCCCUGGUGCAGCUGCAUCGGCGGAAGUUCCGCUGAUAUACAUGGGACCCGGGUUGCCACCCACUGAUGAUGACCCUGCUCCAAAUAAUCCUGUUUGCCUCACACACAACUCACAUGUACAACGUCCCAACACAUGCAGCUCCAAACACACACACGACAGACACAGCCUGCAGAUUCACACAUUGCCAGAAUGUGGUAGAAUAUUAGCUGAUGCUAUCAGCCAUUGAAUCCUUUUUAAAGUUGUGCACACUUAAUAUAGCUAAAACAGAACACGAAUUGCUUCUUUGGCUACAUCGAGAAGACUGUAGGAUCUGCGGGAACCCAGGGGGACGUAGCUAACUGUCAGUCUAGUCAUAAUCAGUUUGAACUCUUAUUGGUGCACACACUACGGAAUACACUGAAUAAAAUGAUAUAGUAGAUAGUGAUUCAUUUCGAAAAUAUUUCAUGUUUUUAUAUUUAAGGGUUCCUCAAAACUGCCCGAUCUCCGUUAAUUUAUUGGCCCAUGAUCCCGAUGGAGACAAUGUACAAUGUAGAUAUGGCAUAAUAAACACGGGAGAAUGUGCAACUUGUUACCACCAUCCACAUUUCAACUUGGAUCAAGUAAGUGUGUGACUGUAUUGCUUUUUUUUAAUCCCUACAUCAGCAGGCAGAGGGGACCUAAUGCGCAAGCGCAGCAAGUCUCGCUCUCUGAUUAGGACAACCUCGUAGAAAAGCAUUGCUCAAUGCUUUCCUAUAGGGUUUUAGAUGACGCUGGAUGUCCUAAUGCAAAGCGUGAGAACGUUCAGCAUCAUUUAGUGGACCAAAAGUCCACUAAGGACUGGAAGUGCCUCUAGUGGCUGUCUGGUAGACAGCUACAAAAGAUGGAGUUAACCCUGCAAGGUAAUUAUUGUAGCUUAUCAAUAACUGCAAUAAUUACCCAUUUCAAGGUUAGGGGGAGAGAUUUUUAAGAUCAAAUCACUAUUUUGGGAAUAAUUCCUUGUAAAGUUAUCAUAUAAACUGAUUAAGUUACUCACUAAACUCAGAAUUGAAGCAAAUUAAAUCCUACUGGCAAAAUAUAGGCUAAUAGAUUGCUUGCAUUCCAAAAACAAAUAUUGGGUCACAGCACACAUAAAAUGAUAUUACCAAAUUCUUAAACACAAUAUUUAACCUGUAAUACAAUUAAAACAGUAGACCAUAGUGUGAUAUAUCUGAAUAAACAAAAUAUAUGGGUAUUUUCUCACAUCCAACUCACAUUUUGCUGAGCCUUUUCCAGAAGGCUCAGACUUAAAGGAACACUAUAGGGUCAGGAACACAAACCUGUAUUCCUGACCCUAUAGUUCUAAACCCACCAUUUAGGUGGCUUGCCAUCCCCCUGCCCCCCUGCCCCUUAGAUCUUAAAAGGAAUUAAAACUCACCUUAUUUCCAGCUUUCCAUAGGGAAAGCAUUGGAUUGGCUAAAAUCGGCAAGAGGGUUCUAGUGUCUCUGUUCACGCUAAACAUUUUUUUUAAUUUUAUUUUUUUGAGGUUUUUGAUAUACCAUACUUCUUAAUAUCACCUUCAUUUUGGAGGUAUGUAGGCUAGGCUACUUAGUUACAUUUAGUACACACACCCUUUGUAUUUCUUAUUUUCUUUGUUUUUGUGGAAUAUAGGAAGGCUAUUUUUCAGACAGUGUUUGAAAACUGACCGUCUCUAUGGCAUGUUGUUUUAAAACUACACAUUCCAGGGUGCUUUGUCAAUCUAAAGGCAUUUUAAAGGCAUGCAAAGCAUCAUAGGAGUUGUAGUUUUACAACAUCUUGGGAUCUACCCUUUGGGCACCCCUGCUCUACGGUUUUCCCUGCUUCACUCUCUACGCAGCAGCAGGGAAGACCACAGGCACUGUCUGACACAAGGUGUAUGUAUAUAUAAUAAAAGUAGUAACAAGGUUUUCUCUUUUUUUUAAAUUUACUUGAUUUAAAAAAAAAGCUAUUUCCUUUCAAAACAUGAUGAAAGGUUUAUUAUAUUGUAAGAUAGUUUUGAGGUGACAGUUGUCCUUUUAGACCAGUGCAGUCAAAUUGAAAGCAUAGCUGAGUUAGGGAAUUUCUGAAUUUAAGCAAUUUUGACCUUAAAGAGACCAUUGAAGUGGUCUGGGUGCAAACUCCCAUCACCCUUAAAACAAAUCCAUUUUCCUGGCACUAUAGGCUUCUGGAGUGCCCCCCUCCCGCCAAGGUCAGCCGGUGGGGGAGACCUAAUGCGCAUGUGCGGCCAAUGGCCGCGCGCGCGCGUCAGACCUCCCCAUAGGAAAGCAUUAUUCAAUGCUUUCCUAUGGGGAAAAUCUAACACUGGAGGUCCGUGAGGACAUCCAGCGUCAGAUAAUGGACCAAAAGUCAGUUUGAAUUUUAGAAGCCCUCUAGUGGCUGUCUGGUAGACAGCGACAGAGGGCAGACUUAAAGCUGCAAUGUAAACAUUGCAGUUCUCCGGAGCGUGAGCAGAGCUGAGUCAGCUGAACCCAGGUAAGUGACAGAAGGGGUUAUUAACCCCUUAAGGACUGGACUGUUUUUGCGAUGUUGUACAUUUGCGACCAGGAAUAUUUUUACACUUUUCUGGUGUUUGUGUUUGGCUGUAAUUUUCCGCUCUCUCAUUUACUGUUCCCAUACAAAUUAUAUAUUGUUUUUUUCAGGACAAAAGGGGCUUUCUUUACAUACCAUUAUUUAUAUAAUCUCAUGUAUUUUAAUUUAAAAAAAAUAAAAAAAAUGAUGAAAAAUUGAAAAAAAUACAUGUUUUUUGACUUUUACUUGAAAAAUCUUUUACUCAUCUACAAAAGCGAAUGAAAAAAACUGCUAAAUAGAUUCAAAAUUUUGUCCUGAGUUUAAAAAUACCCAGUGUUUACGUGCUUUUUUGCUUUUUUUUGCAUGUUAUAGGGCUAUAGGUACAAGUAGGAUAUUGCGGUUUCAAAACAUGCAUUUUUAAAAUUUAUCAAUAGUGACAUUGUAACACUAUUAUCUGUCAUAAAUCUCUGAAUAACACCCCACAUGUACAUAUUUUUUUUUAAAGUAGACAACCCAGGGUAUUCAAUAUGGGGUAUGUCCAGUCUUUUUUAGUAGCCACUUAGUCGAAAACACUGGCCAAAGUAAGCAUUCAUAUUUGUUUGUGUGUGAAAAAAGUAAAAAAACUAAAUUGAACGCUAAUUUUGGCCAGUGUUUGUGACCAAGUGGUUACUAAAAAAGACUGGACAUACCCCAUUUGCAAUACCUUGGGUUGUCUUCUUUUGCAAAUGGUAUGCCAUCAUGGGGUAAUUCUCAUUCCUGGGCUACCAUACGCUCUCAAAGGCAACGUAACCAACCUGGCCAUUUUCAAUGUAAAAAUAUUUGACCCAUGUAUUUGACCUUGUAACUUUCAAAAAUGCUAUAAAACCUGUACAUGGCGGGUACUGUUUUACUCGGGAGACAUCGCUGAACACAUAUAUUAGUGUUUAAAAACUGGAAAACGUAUCACAACAAUUAUAUCAUCAGUAAAAGUGCUGUUUGUGUGUGAAAAAUGCAAAAAAAGUAACUUUCACUGACAAUAUCAUCGCUGUGAUAUGUUUUACUGUUUUGAAUCACUAAUAUUUGUGUUCAGCGAAGUCUCCCGAGUAAAACAGUACCCCCCAUGUACAGGUUUUAGGGUGUCGUAGAACGUUACAGGGUAAAAUACAGUGCUAGCAAAUUAAAUUCUCUGGAAUUUCGGCCUGGGUUGGCAGGCAGGUCCCUCAAAUUGCAAUCAAUAAAAUUACUGAAUUAUGUAAAAAUAUUACAUAAAUACGCACGUAGAAUUUAAAUAUAUAUGCAUAUUUAUAUAUUUGAAGUCUACGUGUAUAUUUAUAUAAUUAUUUAUGUAAUUUUGUAUAUGGACAUAUGUAUAUUUCGUAUUAUUUUUAUUUAUUUUUAUAUACAUAGAUAUAUAUACAAAUUCAUUCUAAGUGUAUUUUGAUAUAAAUAUAUAUAUAUUAAUUUUAAAAUACAGUUAGAAUAAAAUUUCAUAUAGCUAUAUAAUUUUUUUAAAAAUUUUUAUUAUUAUUUUAAAUUUUUUUAUUUAAUUUAAAUUACUUAUUAUUUAUAUUUUAUAAUAAUAUAUAUAUACAAUCUAUAUAGUUAUUAUAUAUAUUAUAUAUAUACGUGUGUAAUUUAAUUAUAAGUGUAUUUUUAUAUUAAUAUAAGUACAUAUUAAUAUAAAAAUACACUUAGUAUGGCAUUAUAUAUAUGAUAUAUAGACAUAUAUUAUAUUGAUAUAAUAUAUGUCUAUAUAUCAUAUAUACACAUAUAUAAUUAUUAUUAUUUUUUUUAUUAACAUUAACUUUUUUUUUUUUUUUGAUUUUACACUAGCAGGGAGACUGCCUGUCAGCACAGGCAGUCCCCCUGCAGGCAGCCCUAUGGACACCCAUUGUGACCAUGUGAUCGCUAUGUUAAGCAAUCACAUGGCCCCAGGGGUCCUAAAUCAGUGUGGGGAGACUGUCUGGGCUGCAGGCAGUCUCCCCACACCGGGAGCAACACUGAUCGCCGCCGGGGGAACGACGGCGAUCAGGUAAGUAACGGAAACCGUUAGGACGGUUCAGGACCGUCAUCGGUCCGCAAUGGGAAAAUCCCGAUGACGGUCCUGAACCGUCCUCGGUCGGGAAGGGGUUAAUCCCUUCUGCACCAGGUGGGAUUUGACAAAGAGGGAAGCUACAGUUGCCAGGAAAACAAUAAUUUUCCUUUAAAUUUAAAAUCCACUUUGAAUUCUCACUUUAAAUAACCCUGCCAGUUUAUAUGAAUGGUUGUUGCUUCGAUUCUCAAUACAAAUAUGCAAAAAUGUGACAGCAAAUCCGUUGGAAAAUUUAUCCAAAUCAGCUGUUUUGACCUAAAUUUUGAAGUUCGAUAAUCAAUUUGCUACAACUCGGAGCUGGAUAAGUAGCUGACCUGGAGAAUAUUUCCAAUUUGUCUAAAUAAGCUAAAAUGUCAAAUUCCCUUUUGUGAAUAAUCCAUUUGUAUUAAACAUAAAAUAAUGCGUUAUAUUAAUAUGACAGUGACAGAGUAAGGGAAUUUAUUCACUAAAACGUGCAUAAGGUUUAUUGGUAAAUCCCUGAACUGUGACACAGUUUUGUGAUUUUACUAAUUAUACUGUAUUAAUUAAAUGGAAAGCACAAUUAAACUGAUUUAACUGAGGCAGAAACAAAUGCUAGCUUGUACAUCACAUUAAAAAUACUUGCCAAACUACAAAAUAUGAAUUCUGUUUUCUCUACGACAGAAAAACUGUGUUCUGUCACUGUAUGCUACAAUUUCAAGAGGUGUCUACCCAUUUGAGAUGGUACUGGAAGAUUUUGCCAAAAACGACAUUUAUCUGAGAUACAGCGACGGCUCAGUUAGUUACAAAUCCGAACAAUAUGUCCGAAAGAGGCGUGCGAUGACAAACUAUAACUGGUGGACAGCCACAGAAGAUACAUCAACCGAAGUAUUACAUACAGACACAACUGAUGACACUACCAUCGCUAUAUCAUAUACAAGCCCAAUUGAUGACCCAGAAUUCAUUACAACAUUAAUAUACCCAGUAGCUACUAGUGCAGAUACCACAUACAGAGAGAUUAUUGACUCAGAUACUGCAAAAACAGACACUUCUAGCACAGAAACUCCAGUCAUAGACACUUCUAGCCCAGAUAUGCCAGUCACAGACACUUCUAGCCCAGAAACGCCAGUCACAGACACUUCUAGCCCAGAAACGCCAGUCACAGACACUUCUAGCCCAGAUACGUCAGUCACAGACACUUCUGGCACAGAAACACCAGUCACAGACACUUCUGGCACAGAAACGCCAGUCACAGACACUUCUGGCACAGAAACGCCAGUCACAGACACUUCUAGCCCAGAUACGUCAGUCACAGACACUUCUAGCCCAGAUACUUCAGUCACAGACACUUCUGGCACAGAAACGCCAGUCACCGACACUUCUAGCACAGAAACGCCAGUCAUAGAUGCUUCUAGUCCAGAUACGCCAGUCAUAGACAUUUCUAGCUCACCACCAGGUAGAGACAACAUUGUUACUUCAGAGGAAUAUACAAUAGAAACCACAAAAAUCACAAAUAUAGACUUAACUGAAACCACAACAUACCUCGAGACAACAACUGACAUGCCGUCCUCAACAGACAUCACCGAAACAACCACACCUGAUGCAACAUGGGUACCUGAAACAGACACCAUUCGCUACCCAACAGGGAGUCUGAGUAAGAUACCCCUACAGUUUGCAGUGGAAGGUAAGUUCAGUUACUGUCAUUAGUCAAUAGGCAUUGCCAUGGGGGGGAUAAGGGAAUCUUUGGAGGCUGAAGGCUCAGAAACGGGACUCUUUAGCCCAAGAUCUCUACAGGCAAAGGACAGGACAGUACGAUAUUAGUAUUUUCCAUUUUUAAUUUUACAUUCAUGAUAUAAAAAGAAUAAUCAAUAAUAUAGAAUCCUGCCAGACUGGUAUGUGGUUGGGUGUUUAGGUGUAACUCAGAAAGAGGUGCUUUGAAAGAGAACGUUCACCACUCUGUUAAUUAGGGUGCAUGGCAGGAUCACACUGAAUACCCAAUGACGCAGGGAGUGCUUGUUUCUGCUAUGCUUUCAUUGGGAGCAGCACGCUGUCCUUGGUUAGAAAGGACGGGACAUAACAUCAUUUAUUUCUGCAACAGGUGUAUCUGGAACCUAGCAACAGCUCUGGAAAAAGACAGGAAAAGUCAUACAGACAGGGUUACUGACUAAACGGAAAAUUCACAAUGAAUUCAAAAGUAAUUCAAAAUUUAAGGCCAAAUUAGCCAAACUGACCUAAGAGAAUCUUUACAGUUAGACUAUUUUUUUAAAUUUUGCAAUUCACUGUGAAUUCUAAUGUUAGCAAUUAAUCUUGAGACAGUUAGAUAGUUUAGGGAUUCUGCUAAUGUACCCAAAAUAAAGGAUAAAACAUAGUGCAAUAUUGUCUGAAAAUAAUCAACAAUCUGGUGUUAUAUUGCAUUCACAAAUUUCAGAUGGUCAGAGCGUUUUAUAGGUGCCACCCUCGAUGUUAGGGGGCUUCGGUUUCCUCCUUUAGUGAUAGCCUUUGGACACCUAGACUGGUAUGAUGGUUCACAAACUCUAGCUGAAAGGAUAAUCAAAACAGGUAUUUAUUCCCAUAUGAGGUAAAAAAUCAUACAUGAACAAAAAUUAUAUAAAAAAUGGUCCACAGGUCCUACGCAUUUCGUUCUUACAAAGAACUUCCUCAGGGACCAAACUACAUAAAACAAUGAUAAUAUUAAACAAGCAAGUAAAACCCAAAAGGCAAUCUAAAACACUCAUCCUUCAGUCCUCUAUGGGCUACUCCCUCAUAGUUUAUUGGUGGAAUAGUGGGUGUCUUCCCUUACUUGGCUUCCCAUUCGUUGAUGGAUCUUCUCCACAGGUGUUCGUCCUUACUGCCGGUGAAAAGGUUAUUUCGUAGCAUACCGUAAUUACUUCCGCAUUCUCUGACGUAUUUCGCACUGAUCCAUCAUGGCCACGCAUUCCACGAUGGCGGAAGGUGUACAAAACGUUCUAGUCUCCCCCUAGUGCUCGCCGGAAGGAACAGCUCCAAAACCUUCUAAACGAGAGGACUGUUAAACACAUAUUUUAUAUAGCAAAAUCAUCUGUUUAUCCUUAGUUUCGAUGAUGAGUUGUUAAAAAAAAAAAAAAAAAAUGUUGAAUAUAUAAACAUGAAUAUCUGGAGUUUAAAGGACCACUCUAGACACCCAGACCACUUCAGCUUAAUGAAGUGGUCUAGGUGCCAGGUCCAGCUAGGGUUAACCCAUUUUUUUAUAAACAUAGCAGUUUCAGAGAAAUUGCUAUGUUUAUAAAUGAGUUAAGUUUUCCCCCAAAGCCUCUAGUGGCUGUCUCAUUGACAGCCACUAGAGGCGCUUGCGUGCUUCUCACUGUGAAAUUCACAGUGAGCGCACGCAAGCGUCCAUAGGAAAGCAUUGAUAAUGCUUUCCUAUGCGACCGGCUGAAUGCGUGCGCAGCUCUUGCCGCGCGUGCGCAUUCAGCCGACGGGGAGGAGAAGAGGAGGAGAGCUCCCCGCCCGGCACUGGAAAAAGGUAAGUUUUACCCCUUUCCCCUUUCCAGAGCCGGGCGGCAGGGGGUCCCUGAAGGUGGGGGCACCCUCAGGGCACUAUAGUGCCAGGAAAACGAGUAUGUUUUCCUGGCACUAUAGUGGUCCUUUAAACACAUUGUGGUGCUAUGGAAAGAUGUCAUUUUUUAUUUUAGUUUGUCUUAAUUAUUGUUCAUCGACAAUUACGAUUAUUUUCAGACAAUAUUGCACUAUGUUUUAUCGUUUAUUUUAGGUACAUUAGCAGAUUCCCUUUGUAUAUAUCUAUGCUGUGUGGUUAUCAUCUGGGAGAUAACCUUGGGAAGGUGUGUAGUUAUAAGCUAAAUUUUUGUACAGGGAGUGCAGAAUUAUUAGGCAAGUUGUAUUUUUGAGGAUUAAUUUUAUUAUUGAACAACAACCAUGUUCUCAAUGAACCCAAAAAACUCAUUAAUAUCAAAGCUGAAUAUUUUUGGAAGUAGUUUUUAGUUUGUUUUUAGUUAUAGCUAUGUUAGGGGGAUAUCUGUGUGUGCAGGUGACUAUUACUGUGCAUAAUUAUUAGACAACUUAACAAAAAACAAAUAUAUACCCAUUUCAAUUAUUUAUUAUUACCAGUGAAACCAAUAUAACAUCUCAACAUUCACAAAUAUACAUUUCUGACAUUCAAAAACAAAACAAAAACAAAUCAGUGACCAAUAUAGCCACCUUUCUUUGCAAGGACACUCAAAAGCCUGCCAUCCAUGGAUUCUGUCAGUGUUUUGAUCUGUUCACCAUCAACAUUGCGUGCAGCAGCAACCACAGCCUCCCAGACACUGUUCAGAGAGGUGUACUGUUUUCCCUCCUUGUAAAUCUCACAUUUGAUGAUGGACCACAGGUUCUCAAUGGGGUUCAGAUCAGGUGAACAAGGAGGCCAUGUCAUUAGAUUUUCUUCUUUUAUACCCUUUCUUGCCAGCCACGCUGUGGAGUACUUGGACGCGUGUGAUGGAGCAUUGUCCUGCAUGAAAAUCAUGUUUUUCUUGAAGGAUGCAGACUUCUUCCUGUACCACUGCUUGAAGAAGGUGUCUUCCAGGAACUGGCAGUAGGACUGGGAGUUGAGCUUGACUCCAUCCUCAACCCGAAAAGGCCCCACAAGCUCAUCUUUGAUGAUACCAGCCCAAACCAGUACUCCACCUCCACCUUGCUGGCGUCUGAGUCGGACUGGAGCUCUCUGCCCUUUACCAAUCCAGCCACGGGCCCAUCCAUCUGGCCCAUCAAGACUCACUCUCAUUUCAUCAGUCCAUAAAACCUUAGAAAAAUCAGUCUUGAGAUAUUUCUUGGCCCAGUCUUGACGUUUCAGCUUGUGUGUCUUGUUCAGUGGUGGUCGUCUUUCAGCCUUUCUUACCUUGGCCAUGUCUCUGAGUAUUGCACACCUUGUGCUUUUGGGCACUCCAGUGAUGUUGCAGCUCUGAAAUAUGGCCAAACUGGUGGCAAGUGGCAUCGUGGCAGCUGCACGCUUGACUUUUCUCAGUUCAUGGGCAGUUAUUUUGCGCCUUGGUUUUUCCACACGCUUCUUGCGACCCUGUUGACUAUUUUGAAUGAAACGCUUGAUUGUUCGAUGAUCACGCUUCAGAAGCUUUGCAAUUUUAAGAGUGCUGCAUCCCUCUGCAAGAUAUCUCACUAUUUUUGACUUUUCUGAGCCUGUCAAGUCCUUCUUUUGACCCAUUUUGCCAAAGGAAAGGAAGUUGCCUAAUAAUUAUGCACACCUGAUAUAGGGUGUUGAUGUCAUUAGACCACACCCUUCUCAUUACAGAGAUGCACAUCACCUAAUAUGCUUAAUUGGUAGUAGGCUUUCGAGCCUAUACAGCUUGGAGUAAGACAACAUGCAUAAAGAGGAUGAUGUGGUCAAAAUACUCAUUUGCCUAAUAAUUCUGCACUCCCUGUAUUUCUUUUUAUUUGCACAAUUCACUUAGAAAUCACAGGUGGAUUUGCAGUCUCUUUGAGAUAAGUUCAGUUUAUGUACUGGAGUAUAAUUCAGUGUUAAUUUUGUCUACCAACAAUUUUAGUUGACUAAAAUUUUUGAGAUUUAGCCGACUAAAACCAGACUAAAACUAAAACAAUUCAGAUUACUAAAAUCCGAUUAAAAUUAAAAUGGCAUUUUAGUCAAAGGACUAUGACUAAAACUAAAUUGAAAUUUGCCAUCAAAAUUAACAUUGAUAUAAUUAGACACAUUUAUAUAAAUAUGCUAAAUCUGAAAAACAGAAAGAAAAAAACAGUAGCCCCCACUCUAUUUUAGCACCACUUUCUACCCCUUACACUAUUUGUUAUUUCAGAAGGGAGAUUUCAAAGUGAAUGCAAAGUAAAUUUUCAAAUUUAAGGCUGAAACUGAAAAUCUGAAAAAAUUUAGCCAGUCAGCUAUGCUUCCAAUUUGGGAACUUUGACGUUGGAUUUGAAAUUCACUUUGAAUUCUGACCCUGUUAGUUUAUGUUACUGCCAGAUGUCUCCUUUACAACUCUCACAGUUUCUUAAUUUUCUUUCUAUCUCCUUCAGUACACGUCAGUCUUAUCCUGAACUUUAAUGUGCCACUAUUUCCCAUCAUAAUGCAGUUUUAUUUUUUCACUCUCAGAGUUAUUAUUCCCUGACAUGAGAAUUGUUGGGAAUUCGAAGUGAAUUCAAUAGGGAUUCCAAAUUUAAGGCCGAAAUAGCUGCACUAGAGGAAUUCUACAAGUUAGCUAUUAGACAGCAAGUUAUCUAAGUUAGCUGACAGUAUAGCUAACCUAUAUAUUAUUUUUAAAAAUUCUUUAGUUAAAUACAGAUCGGUGGAUAUAUGCCGCUUACAAUGAACAAGCACAUGCACAAGGAUAAGGCGGUCCCUCCAAUUUGUUAUAUACAGAUAAUGCAAAAGAUAAUAAAACAGUGUUACAAUUAAAACAUUAGAAACAUUAAAAAAGACUGUCAGGAGACUACAUGAUUUAUUACAAAAUCAUGAUAGCGUUCAAGAUCUAUGAUCCGUUAUUUAUCCUUUUUUUUUUUUUUUUAAUUCUUUAUUUUUGUUGUGCAUAUGUGUACAGUACAGGCAGUCUAGAGAUGCCCCAAGAGCAAUCCCUCAGCAAUUCCCACGCUCAACAUGCGGGGCACAAGUUGGACAAGCACAUUUUAUAUUAGUAACAAGUUUAAACAUUCGAUUUUACCAGUAGCUAUAUUGUAUAUUCAAGUUGUGUCUAUGCGUUGACUAUAUUUUAAAUGCUCUGAAUAUUGCUGGUGCAUAACAUAUAUUAUAAAAGCAAGCUAAAGCUGUAAGUUUAAACAAUAAGUAUGUUUUAGUUAUAGACAGGCUAGAGUCCAGUUGAACGCUUAAGCGCUGUUACCACCCCGGCCGGCCGGGACCCCCAUGCUGCCUCCGCGGGGAGCUGUCUUCUUGGCAGUCCUGAGUCCUCACAUACGCGGGGAGUCCCACUGGUAACCAACACCUGCUCUGCUCGAUCUGUGUGGCAUGUGUCGAGUGUCCUCUGGAACAGGUAUCAGGCCACGGGCCACCUAUGUAGCGCUAUAGGGUGCUGUCGAUUCUUGGGUGGCUUUGUUGCAGACUGGGUGUGUGGUUGGUCUGUCUUCGCGCCGGUGACAGGCUCAGUCCAUUCAGGUAGCAAUGGUCGUUGCGCGGGUUACCUCCUUCCCCCCAUGCCGCUGCCAUUGUCGCUGGUUCAAAUACCUGCGGGUGGAGGUGACAAUGGUCUCGCUUCUCAGCUUUGCCAGGUUCGAAGGUAGGAACCGCGUUGUCAGCUGUGGGUAUUAAUGCUGGGUGCCGGUCACCUCUUCGUCCCCUGCGCACAUGGUGCCCGCCAUCUUGGAUCUCUCAGUCUGACUCCACAGCUUCAGCCGCGGCGUCCCGGUCAAAGCCUUAAGGUGGGGACCGGGAUCACCCCCCCGGUCCAUAGGGGGGGGAACAGGGCCGAAUCCGCCCGGAUUAGUGCCUUAGGUUGGGUGUUGUAUUGCAGGUCGGUGGGGCAGCGGCCGUCCGCCCCACCGCCGGAGAAGGCCCCACGAGAGCGAGAGCGAGAAUUUCUCUUCCAGGGGACUGUAGCUCGUGGAGCCAGCCUCGCCCUGGAUCCAGCCGUCCCUCUGCGUUUGGCUUCGUUGCUGUCAGUCUGUUGUUCAUUUUAAAGGCAUGGUUUUUGGUCGUUUAUAUUGUUGUGGUGCAGGAGCUCUGCUUGCCUGCGACUGUCCAGCUCGGCGGUCCGGCCCCGCCCCGUUAUUUAUCCUUUUUACAUUAGAUGUGGGUGAUUUCUUACAGGGAAGAUAUUUGCAAAGUGUCUCUCCACGUCUCAGAAAGGAAAAGAAAAAAUAGUUAGAUGGGGUGUAAGAAAGAAGGAGGUGGUGCCACGGAGAAUCGGUCUGUAAUUAUAAUUUGUUGAAAAAAAUUAGAUUAUUUAUGGACACUGUCACCAUGUACAUAUGGUGUAUUCGGUGCAUAUGUUUAAAAUAUACAGUUUUGUAGAUCCUAAUACAAGAAGCUAGCUAUCUUCUUUGUCGUUUAUAGUCUGAGAAUCCAGUAAUGGGCAUCUCUUAUGAAUAAGUAUGGCCACCUGUUUUGUUUUUGAUGCGAGACAGAGGUAUAAGCUGAUGUGCCAUUUUAGGGCUAUGCGUUUCUUGUAGUAAAGCUAUAUCUGUCGUAAUCUUUUCAUCUCUCAAGUAAUAGCCUUCUCUUAUUGGGGAUAUUGUUUAAGCCAUUCACGUUUUUUUGUGAAUAAUAUUUUAUUGUUUUUUAACAAAUAAAAGGAAAGAAACAAAAUGAGACUCACAGGUCCCCAGUGUGAUGAGCAUUCUGUGGAAAGAUGUGUAAGUGUAGGUAAAUUGUCCAACGGUAAUUGAAACCCCUCCUGUGGAGAUAAAUUUAUUUUAUUUAUAAAAUAUUUUACCAGGAAAGAUACAUUGAGAUUUCUCUAGUUUUCAAGUAUGUACUGGGUAUAUCCAACUAUCUGAAGAACAGACACAGGUCCGUCUUCUGCAAAAGAGUAACUGUUCUGCCAUUAUAGAAAGCCAGGAUCUUAAAGGGGGAUUGCCAUGCAAAUUUUAUGCGAUGGUCUUGUAGAAUUUGCCUCUUCUACAGGGUAGGAAAUAAGUCCUGGAAAAUCUGCAGUGGGUUAUUUUGGUAGGUCAAUACAGUGGUCUUGCAGGUGUCUUAUGAUGGCUUCUUUAGCUGUAAAAAAGUGGAGUGCUCUAUCAUGUCUCUUGGCUGCUCACACUCUGAUCUUCUUGCUCUAAAGGCCCUAUGUGCCUUACAAUCACUCAAAACUGGUCCGGUCUUUCAGGCACUUAGGGCGUAUGAUAGGGCAAGAUAAUAGUGUUACGCGAUCCGUCUCUCUCCUGUUCUGGUAGGUCCCUUACUCUUAGAUUAUUUUGCCUAGUGCAGUUUGAGGGAUCUUCAAUGAAUAUUUGCUGCCUCUUACAAUCUUGUCUGGGCAAUUGCAGCAGGAUCCAUCGACUUGCUGUAGGCCUCUAGUGCCUCCUCCCAUCCCUCUAGUUUAACUGUUCUCUGGCCCAAUGCAAAAAUCUCAACCUUAACAUCCUCGGCACUCCUGUUUAUUUCAUAGUAAAGUAUGUUUUUAACUUGCCCAUAUGUUUAAGAAUUGUGGAAAUAUCGUAGCAGUAGGCUUGCUCUUCCUCUCCUACCUUGUUUUGACUGCUCGAUGUAUGGCUGCAUGUGUUGACUGCUCCUCCAUUUUGUUCCAUCGUCUGGUGAUGUUUGCUGGUGAAUAAGUGGGUCAUGGAUGGUUCUCUCACCCAAAUUUAGCAGGCUGCCAGUGCCAUCAAUAUUUGUAAUUUGUCAGGGUUAUUCUGUUCUUAAUAAGUUGUUUGCUGGUUGCCUUGAGCAAAGCCAGGCGCCUAUCCUUCCAAGCUAUGCCCCCCUCCGGCGUUCAGCUGUUUUGACCUUUUUUGACCUUUUGUCCAGCCAAUUUGAAAUUCACUUUAUAUUCCCUACAAUUCUCACUUUAGUAAAUAACCCUUCAUGUCUUACACAAUAUCUUGCCUUACCUAGAUGCUUUGUAUCCACCAGCAGUAUUUCCUAUGUCUUUAAAGUACUGUUCCCUGACACCAAAUGUUUUUUUCUACUACCCCUCUCCCAGUGUCUUUGUUCUCUAAAUCCCAACUCUUCUAACAUUCCCAUCUCUCUCUAUAUAUCUGUCAUUUCCCUUUUCUUAAACUUAGUCUUUUUCAUUCACUCUCCUACCCACACACCUCCUCAACACCUGUCUUUCUCCCUUUCUCCCCAGUUUCUCAAGUACACCUCUCCUACCCAUAUAUCUUGUAUUCUCUUCCCCAUCCAUAGGAAAAAUAUAUAUUUCAUCAUUAGCCAUGUUGGUCAGUAAAUUAUUUGUCUGGGUGGAAAUAAAUAUGUCUCACUGCUCUCUUUGAUCCUACACACCUUUUGGUGUUCUAACUCAUUAUUAAUGCCAGAUUAGACAGAGCAGAUUAGACAGAGCAGUGAGAGCGAUCUAUACUAGAGGGAACUUUGUCAUUGUGUCAUUGCAAUACAGUGUUCUAGCAAAUCGGGUCGUUAACCUAAAGAAUGCUCACAUAUGUAACACACAUUUAUUUUAAUAUAUAAAGUAUGUGGGAAGCUAAAAUUUAAUAAAAUGCUCUUUGUUUGUAAAUAAAAUGCUGAUGUUUUUGUAAGCAUAAAUUCCCAAUAUUCCAACAGAAUUUUAAAAAAAAGAAAAUGCGUGGUGGUCAGAAGCCAGUAUUUCCAGUAUUUUGUAUUGCAGGCUAUUGCACUCUGAAGAUUUGCCCUGCUAUUUUUACCCUAAGCCCUUCCUAGUUACUCUACUCAGACUGAUGCUUUUUGGACCCAUGGUUUGAACUAUGCAGGCUCCAGUAAAGUGUAGAAUGGGGGAGAUUGAUUUAUUUUACAAUUCAUAAGUAAUUCUCUGAAUGUUCUUUGCCAGUGACUAGCGCAGUAUCUUCAUGUACAUAUGGAGUCUACAGACCAGAGUUUCUCCCACCGACACCGAACAAUGGUGAAAUCCUUCAUGCUAGGGCAAGAAUGCCAUUCGAGAUCCACCUCGCAGCUCAAGCAACACACAGCAGGUACAGAUACAUCUACUUAUAAUAACUUAGUAAUAAUCUAACAGGGUUUCUGAAUUGUGUAAAGAGCUAGAUUCUAACAUCUAUAGAGGUCUGUAGGGAUUGGUAUCUUUUGACUCCUAUAAUUCAAUCGAAAUCUAUCACUGUGUCCAAUGACAGAAAAUAAGCAAACUUGAUCGCAACAUUUAAGAAAACAAAAAAACUAUAGUGCGAGCUGUAAAUACAGUAUAAGUGUAGGUGCUACUGUAAUCACCUUUGGAACAGUCACUCAAUCCCACCUGAUUAAAACACACACCGAAUAAAACCAGGUGAAAGCACACCGGAGAUACAAAUAUACCUUUCACAUCCUUAAAAAAAAGGGCCACAAAACAAAAAUGUAGAAAAAUAUUGCGCAGUGCAAAUCUUAGAACUCCAAGGGAUCUGGAACAUUGCCUUUACAUUUUCUACCGGGUAACUUUUAGACAGUUUUUUAAUCUUCUAAAACUUUAUUUCCAGUAUUUGUUUUUGGGACCAUAGAUUUAAUUUAUUAACAAUAUUCUGGAUAAUUCAUUAGGUCACAUUGAUUUUAUCUGUGUAUUGUAUUUAAUUUUGUAUUUGUUUUGUGUGAUUUCUAUAUUUAGCAUAGCAGAUUUUAGGGUCAGUGGCCCCUACAACAUGACUAAAGGGGCAGUUAGAAAAAAUGGAAACAGUGCAACAAAGAUCAUAGAAUGGACACCAACGGACAAUGAUGUUGGAGACCAUGUUCCUUUCUGUUUUGUAGCAGAAACCAUCAAUGGGUCAGUAUUGUCUUCUCGUAUUGAACAGCUAAGAAAUUACAAAAUAUGUUCCUAUUCUCACCAGUCCUUUCUUUUUUAUUUUUCACCAGGUACAAUUCAGAAUUAAGAUGCAUCAUUGUUAUCGUUGAUAACAUGGGUAUGUUUUGCAUUCUUUGAAAAUGGUAAUUGGUAAUGAUUAAUUAAAUGACAGACUAGAGGAAAUAUAGGCUUUAGUUAUGUAUAGUGUCAGUAGGCCGUAGUGCCAUAAAUUUCAGCAACGAACAGACAAUUCUAGAUUGGCAACCUCGUUCUCUUGUAUGUUUGUGCCAUUUUGUUAUAAUGUGCAUUGCUGAGCUAACGUUUGCCCUGACUUUAACUGUUGUGGACUUCGUUUCCCAUGAUGCUCUAGGUGCUGAGGUUUAAGGUAAACACAAUCCACAACAGUUGUCUCCACACACGGUUAUCACUGAUCUCCAGAACAAAAUCACAAGAGCAGGUCCAGGGUGGGAGCACCAGGGCAAGUGCCCCCCACAAACUGCCUUACUAGACAGGUUCCGAUGUGGGUACCUGUAUGUUAAUUCAUUUCUUUAUUGUUUGGGAACGCUAUUUUAUAUUAUUACUACACUGCAAGCCAGCAAAUGAGUCAGAGUACUAGAAGAGAGCCCACUUUGCCAGGAAUCGUAAGUUACAUGCUGGGGUGGGAACUAAACAAGGAGUUAACACAUUAACUUCUUAAAGGGACACUAUAGUCACCAGAACAACUACAGCUUAUUGGAUUUGUUCUGGUGAGUAGAAUCACUACCUUUAGGCUUUUUGCUGUAAACACUGUCUUUUCAGAGAAAAUGCAGUGUUUACAUUACAGCCUAGUGAUAACUCCACUGGCCACUCCUCAGAUGAAUGUUAGAGAUCCUUCCUGGGUCAUGGCUGCCUAAAAUGCAUCCAAACAUUCAGUGUCUCCUCCCUCUGCAUGCAGACACUGAACUUUCCUCAUAGAGAUUCAUUGAUUCUAUUCAUCUCUAUGAGGAGAUGCUGAUUGGCCAGGGCUGUGUUUGAAUCAUGCUGGCUCUGCCCCUGAUCUGCCUCUUUGUCAGUCUCAGCCAAUCCUGUGGGGAAGCAUUGUGAUUGGAUCAGGUUACCACUUCUGAUGAUGUCAGCAGACUGCUUGUUUUUCUGAGUCUAACAGUAUGCAGAGUUACAGUUUCAGGCUUGAAUACAAGACUUUUACUAUAUUUAGGAGGCAUGAGGGGCACAGGGAGCUAGAUGGUGGUUUUAACACUAUAGGGUCAGGAAUACAUGUUUGUGUUCCUGGCCCUAUCGUGUUCCUUUAAGUUUCUCAGUGACUGUUCUUCUAUAAAAUCUUUUUCUAGAAAACUAUAAAAAAAAACCUGUGAGACUUGAUAAAGCGAGGAUCUCCUGAAAGGUUUUUGCUCCAAAAUUCAGUUAGUCCAUAAAUACAUAUAUUGCAAGACAUGGUAUUUAUAUAGAUGUUUAAUAACUUUAUUUGCUUAUAUAUUUAUAAAUAUUUUAUUAUCUGAUCAGUGAGGACCACCUUGCUGUGUAAUGAAAACACAAUGACUCUAUUCAUUCAAAAAACCUCAUCUAAUGGUCUGUACGAUAACCACCUGCGCCUGAUUGAUCCUCGAUGUCUGCUUACCUCCAAUAGUACGCAUCAUAUUGCAAGUGUGGGAUUUAACUCCUGUGGCACAGAAAUUGAGGUAACAUUCUGCUACUGGUAAAACCUGAUCUUAACAGUUUUAAUGCAUGUACACAAUUAUUCUUAAAAAGGGGGCUUACAUACCCAUACGUGCGAGUAAUUCAGGGGCUCAUGUACACAAUGAUUUUCUCUGAAUGUUGACUUCUAAAACCAGACGCAUUAGACAUCCGAUAUACUUUCAGUAAAUGAGUCAUUUAUGGGCAUGACAUGGGAUCUCUUAAAGAAGAUUUUUAUGGAACCUUUUAAAAUCAAAACUAUAAAUUGGCUUUUUUUAAAUUAAAUACUUUGGUGAAUUCUGUCUCCUGUAAAUAUAUAUUUUUAGAAACGUGUACCAAAUACUUUGCCUUCUUUUUUUAUUAGGAAACAGAAGAUAGCAUUGUUUUUAAAAACCAAGUGACUUCAUUUGAUGAUCUAACAGAUGUCAUUACAAGAAAGCACCAGGUGGUGAUAUCCUUUAACUGCACAUUUCCAAAAAAGAACCGCCUGUCUGUUUCAUUUCGUCCUAAAAAAGCACUUUUUGAGUUCACUGAGGCAGGAUUUGGUAAUUUCACCUACAAGUUCCAGUUCUACACAAAUGACCAGUUUACAAUUGUGCAAACACAAUCUCCACUGGAGGUCUGGCUGAGAGACAUGCUCUACAUGGAUAUACAAGUAAUGUCUUCUGUACCCAAUGUACAGCUAUUUGUGGAGUCGUGCAAGGCCACCCCGCAUGAUAAUCCCGACGAUCCAGUGUUUUAUAACAUCAUAGAAAAUGGGUACAUCCACUUUUUUGUUCAUUUAAAAAAUCCAUGGAGUUUGUGUACAUGGUCUAGUGUAUGGUUUUAUACUGACAGAAUAAUAAUGUUUCAUUAAUUAGAACUUCAAACCUGUAUAGCAAUGUCAUUAGAUCACAGAGGGCACUAACGUAUUGUCAAAUUUGGUUCCCACUUGUGAACACUAUUACUCAAUGAUCAUUAGUGGCUUCUGGUGGGAUUUAAAGACCUACAAAGGAGAGGCAUAAAAAAUGUGAUGUCCCAUGAGUCUUCAUCACAACGUCAACAUGUAGCAAUGUAAAAAAAAACUUCCUUAAAGCACUGCAAAGGCGUAUUGUCCCAUGUAGAUAACACGGAAUGCUAAUUCCACAUUUUAACAUCCCAUUGAAGUCUAUAAUAAUCUCAAUGUUAUGAAACAUCAGUGUAGGAUCGAAAGCCCUGCGUUGGGGGCAAACAUUAAGCCAUAUAAUUUUCUAUAGGCAAAAUGAUAUAUUAUCAUUAGGGAGUCUAUUGGAAGAAUGGGUCGGGCAACUCUUUUAACAUAUGUUUUGUUCUUCUUAUUGGCUGAUUACAUUGACCGUGCUAACGCCACUUGCCUUAGAGUUGGGGAACUCAGGUUCGAAUCUCGGUUUUCUAAGGCAGUGCUAACGCCACUUGCCCUAGAAUUGGGAAAUUGGGUUCGAAUUUCGGUCACAUCAUAUCACCAGUAAGUGUCCUUGGGGAAGACACCUAACAAUAUAUAUCCACCUCAUGUUUCCUCAUAGAUUGUAUGCUCGAUUUAGCAGGUCCUCCUUCAAAUAUCCCCUUUCUAUAAUUGUAAAGAGCUGAGGAAUAUGUAGGCAAUAUAUAAAUGAUAAUAAUAUUAUAUAAUAUAACAGUGAAACAUUGAUUUUUAAAUCUACACCAUCAAGACUAGGGGGAGGCAAUCUUACCUCUCUUAUCCCCUGACUCGAUUUUCUAGGCUGUAUUUGUCCCCCCUCCCUCUGGUUUCGACACUCAUGGAAUAGAACAUACUUUAAAACAAUUCACAGUUUUUCAUCAUUGGUACCCUGCAUAGUAAUGAGUGAGUGUCAUGUGUUGUUUAUGUUGAUUUGAGCCUUUCCUUAUUAUUCAAAGAGUACUCUGUCAGAUUCUAACUCAGCCAUAAUUCAGCCAUAAUAACUCAGGCUGCCAUUUUGUGCAGCCUUUCUGUCAGUACUCCAUUUUGAUUAGCUUGCUGAUCUCUAACAUGGACAGAGUUAUCUGUUAUGUGACAGACACCCUGACAGUAUAGCGUAUCUACCUCUGUAUUAUUAGGGAAAUUAGAGCUUUCAGUUAGCAACCGCGCUUGUUUACUUUAAGGAAAUCACAGAUACCGUCACUAAAUGAAAGAUUUAUCUCUGUUUAGGUGUUUAAAGGACGAAACCUUGAAAAAAUACACGGGUACAAACACAAGGUCUAGGUUUGGAUUAGAGGCGUUCACAUUCAUUGGAAAUUAUGAAGAGGUAAAUCGAAUUAAUCUGUGAACUAGCUACCUGAUUCUGAUAUUUUUUAAAGGGUUACACCAACCAAAAAAAUAGAUUUCAAUAAAUUAUUGUUUUUGGUUAGAGUAAGCUUUGCUGGCAUGGUCCCCCCAAAAGAAAAAGAAAGAAAGUAAAGACUUACGUGUAAUCCCAUGCCAAGGCCAGGUUCUCCCUGCAGCCCUCUCUGCUGUCCUCGCCUACUCCCUCCCUUCCUGCAACGAGAAUGAUGUCCCGGAGGCCGUGCUGAGCGGAGGACUUGGGUGGAACAAAGGGGGGAACCAUGCCACCAUUCUGGGCUGGCUAAUGACACUACCAGAGGUGGGGUUACACCUCCAGCAGCUCUUUAUAGUCAAUGCAUAUACAAACUCCAAUCACCACGACCACUUCAAAUCAAUGAAGAUAAUUAGGCACUUAAAACAUGAUUCAAAUUGCUCCAAAAACUGCUGCUGCACCAGCCAGUCAGUAACUUAAUCUAUUUUCACACUGAACAAGUGAUGGAUAGUAAAGUCUGAUCAAGAAUAACCUUAACACAAACAUGAUGAGUUUGUGUGUGUAUGUGUUCAUGAUAAUGAUUGUGGAGGGACUGCUGCCUGUCCAUGAAUUGCCUGUCUGUUAUUAUGUGUGUUUCGUUAUCUUUUCGUGUCUUCUGCCCGCUCCCCCUUUGGGAGUGCUUGCACGAAGGGAAUUCAUUCACCUCCCGAACGGUGACCAUUUAGAAUGUUAGUUUAGAACAUUUUCACCUUGCAACAUGGUGUCAAACUGCAAACUGCAAGGGAAACAAUUAAUGAGCACUUCACUGGCUGGCCACCAUUCAUGCAGAUGAACGCCAGCCAGAGGGAGCAUUCGUGGAUUUUGGGGUCCAACUCGUUCUUUUCCCGAACGAGGACCUCCCCAGUGCCCCAUUAGAACGUUCACACCAAUUAAUCAGAACGUUCGCACUUGCAAAAUACAUGUGAAACCCGGAAGGGAAGUAAUUAAUGAUUGCUCCCUGGGUGGCCGCCAUUUCGUACAGACAAAUGCCGUCCAGGGGGAGCAUUCACGUCCCGGAAGGAGACGCUUCCCUUGUAGGGUUUUACACAGAGACCUCAGGAGCAGAGCCUGGUCGAGGGAGGUACCACUGCGAGGGUCCCUAAAGGGUUGGUGUUGGCCCUUCUGGGGCACUGGCGAGUUUGGCGGGCUUUGCGGUGCCCGCUGAGACAAAGAGACAGGCUCUUUUCCUGCGGGCAGGCUCUCUGUGCCUAGGAGACAAAGUCCCUUUUUCCCGCGCUUGGUCUCCCAGGUACAGAGGUUCAUGGGAUGAAGACCCUUGUCCCCGGAUGUGGGAAACCCUGUGGUUGGGUGGUGGGCUUUUGGGGACAAAGGCACAAAGCCCUUUACCACGCUAGGUCCCCGGGGAGGGGGAGGAUCCUGGGAGGAAAUAUUGUAUGUCAUGUGUUACACCCCUUGCAUGGGGUUAUGCUUAAAAGCCGUGUGUGGCAAGUAAAAUUGUUGUUGUACCUCCAGAACUGUGUGUCAUCCAGUUACUGGGGGGGAAAUGGGUCUCUUUAUAUCCUAAAUGGUUCCUGUUCAGCUGAAGGAAGAGAAAUUGCGGAGGUGAUCCACUACAAUAAUGUUUUCUGAUCCAUUAUUCAACCCCUCAGUGAUUAAUAGGUUUAAAUCCUUCAUAACCUGAUAUUAUUCUGUCAUCAAGUCUUAUUGAUGAUAUGGAAUAUUCUCUAGAAUAUCUUUUUGAUAAGAGUAGUCACUUACGAACCAGUAGGUACAAUUUCAUGGCUUGCGACCCCUGGGACAACCAUUGUUUACAAACAUGGGAUUGUCCAUCAACAGAAAAGGAACAAAGCAAAGACACAGAGAUUAGCAGGGGUGCACCGAAAGAGGAAGAGACCCUUACUGAGCUGAACUGUAUCCUACAGAGCGUCCCUAUCAGGCUCCAAACUCAGCUGAAACUGACUCUUUGUUUGAUUUCUACCCUAUGUUUUCAUAAUAAUCCACCAAAAAUGAUCAAAAAUAAACUCUGAUACUUAAUGUAUGUCUUCUAUUGAAGGUUUAUGUGAGCUGCACGGUCAUGCUAUGCAAGCUAGGGGACCCCAACACACGCUGUGCUCGGGGUUGUGUCGCCAGGUCAAGUCGCCGUAGGAGGUCACUAACAGCUGAGGCAACUGAGUCACUGCAGCACUUCAUUUCCCAGGGUCCUUUGCGUAUGAAGAGACAGUCACUCAACCAAGGUAAGGACAAGUUCAUUGACUGAAUUUGUUUUGAACAGAGAUUAUUUCCGUGCAGAUAUUACAAGAUAAAUAGUGCUGGCAAUGGAAUGAAGCUCCAUGAGACCCAAAGAGUUUCUAAUCUCAAGUAAUAGGAAACAGUGAGAUCUGCAUGUACAAACAGCACAGAUCUUACUGCUUUACUUCACUAGUCCAUCAAAGAUGUCCCCUACUUUCGCUCACAGCGAGAUAGUUAUGGAAAAAAAGGCAGAAGGAAACCAGUAAAAGCACAACGAGAACAUUUUGUUUCAUUAAUGAUUUAUUGAUUUCUUUACGGUUCUUUCCAAAGCAAGACAAAUAAAAGGAUCUAGAAGUUGACCGCCUCAUGCAUCAGCUGCCUCGUAGAUUUGGAAAUGUCAGGGUUUACAAUAUCUUUAAGUCUAAAAAAAAGUGUAAUUAGGUACAAAACUAUUAAUAGCAGGGGCUACUUGUUGGAAAAUAGCCCAGUACUACGUUGUCUAGGCAAAACAUUAUCAAGAGUGUUUUCCUAAAUCUGAGUUAAAGGUGUUGGUGCUCAAAACAGAGAGAAAGACUUUUUGACAUUUUGUCAAGACUCACCUCUUCCUCGUUCCUAUGAUCACUUGUUUUCUCCUUUCCUCCGUAUUGUCCACUUCCUCUUCUGAUGUGGCCACACCUCGACGUGAUGUCCACAAACUCCGUCCUUGUUAAGAGCAAGCAUGUUGCAACAGUGUAUCGCUCAGUUAUUUUUUUUUUUUGCUCCUGAUCAAUAGUGUUGCUACCUGAGCUCUUCUCUUCUGUUCCUAAUUGUUGCCGGACUUGCUAGUUUUCUCGUAUUUGCUGCCUUUUCCUAAUCUGAACUCUAAUACAAAUUUUGACCUUGAAUUAGCCAGCUGAUUUUCUAACGUGAACUAAAAACUCAACUAUAAUAUCUGCUCUAUGGUUUGUGCUUCCUGCACCUAAUUAACAUGCUUGCUCAGCCUGUUUCCAUUCCUGCAAAUUUGGAGGUGACUAUUAUAUCUGCAUUUGUAUUCCAGAAUAAAUUUUCCUGAUUAGGGACUGACACAUUUCUAUUCCAGUCAACAGCUAGUCUAUUAUAGAUAGAUAGAUAGAUAGACAGACAGACAAUCACUGUGAUCCUUUCCACCAUGAUUUUAAGAAAUAUCAUUGUUCUUGCUUUGUAUCACAUGGUAGACAAACCUCUUUAUUUAUUUGUUAGUAUUUGUUCUCAUUUUUUUUUCUGUUACUUUCUGCAGAUUCCGAGGGGAAGGUUGCACUGAACAUUAACACUCUGAUUAUGUCCUUGUCUGGAGUCGCAGUUGUCGCCCUAGUUGCGUUGACGGCAUAUUUCAUUAUGAAGAAAGCCAGAACCACCAAUUACCAGAGGCUCUCCACAGUGGAAUCGUGA
Molecule: messenger RNA, 27480 nt
Organism: Pelobates cultripes (western spadefoot toad)
Lineage: Eukaryota; Metazoa; Chordata; Amphibia; Anura; Pelobatidae
Source: the annotation of a GenBank genome assembly